CAUCACUCCCCACAAAGAUUUUCCCUCCUCUGUCUCAUUGUUACACCUCAAUAUCUGAACCCGCUUCCUCUGCCUUAUUAUCCCCUUAUCUCUCUGUUCGUUUUCGAUGUCGAAAGGAUAUCUCUGAUAUGUUUUCUGAAGCUCUUAUGUGCUUUGGUGCAACUUCAACUACCGUGGAUGAAGAUGACAAUUGUGAUGCUUCUACUGAGAUAUGCAUCGAGUCCAUAUUUCCUGAAUCUGAAGAUGUGGAUGUAUGCAUCUCACAGGCUGCUGAUUCUGUAGGCUUAAAAGAGAUACCAAGUUAUGAAGUUAAAACAGGUGAGCAUUAUGACUGGAUAAAGAAAACUCAGGAAUCAUUUGAUCCAGUUGAAGUGAGUGAAGGACUUUGGGUUGUCCCUCAAUGGAAGAUUCCCCCGGAUGUUGAAGCAACGAAUAUUGUUCUGAAUCCUGGAUUGGCAUUUGGAACUGAGGAGCAUCCAACCACCAGAUUGUGUCUGUUGCUGCUACAAAGAUUGAUCAAAGGAGGAGAAUACUUCUUGGAGUAUGGCACAGGUUCUGGCAUUUUGGCACUAGCAGCACUGAAGUUUGGUGCUUCUUUGUCUGUUGGAAUUGAUAUAGACCCUCAACGACACAAUGCCACUCUCAACGACAUAGGCCCUGAAAAAAUGAAAUUACGCCUGGUUUCCAGCAACACUUCCCCUCAAUUGACGAACAUAAAGAUGUUCGAAAACAGACUUCAUACGAGACUGGUUGAAUCAGAACACAAAAAGUACGAUGUGAUCGUCGCAAAUAUACUUCUAAAUCCUUUGUUAGAACUGGCAGAUGAUAUUGUAUCUCAUGUUAGGCCUGGUGCAUCAGUUGGCCUUUCUGGUAUUCUUUCUGAGCAGAUUCCUUAUAUUAUGGAUCGAUAUUCUCCAUUGCUGGACAACAUAUCUGUAACAGAGAUGGAAGAUUGGGCUUGUUUAAGUGGUACAAAGAAACUGACAGGCAACUGAGGAGCAUUUUAGAACAUGUACAAGUAGAAACAGAGAUGGUUAAAUUACUGUUAAAAUUGAUAUUCAGUUCUUAUAUUUGCUCAGCACAAGUAUAAUCACUGAGAAAAUAUGCAACUUGUAUCAUAAUUGAAGUACUCAUUGGAAUCAAGUUACAAC
Molecule: messenger RNA, 1151 nt
Organism: Hibiscus syriacus
Lineage: Eukaryota; Viridiplantae; Streptophyta; Magnoliopsida; Malvales; Malvaceae
Product: ribosomal protein L11 methyltransferase-like
Biological process (GO): peptidyl-lysine trimethylation
Cellular component (GO): mitochondrion
Molecular function (GO): protein-lysine N-methyltransferase activity
Source: RefSeq, a predicted model, not a curated record